Molecule: messenger RNA, 891 nt
Organism: Paramecium sonneborni
Lineage: Eukaryota; Ciliophora; Oligohymenophorea; Peniculida; Parameciidae
Source: the annotation of a GenBank genome assembly
CUAAUAAACUUUGAUGUAGGGUAUUCAAUCAGAAAUAGAUAAACGAAAAUUUAGUCGAAUAGUAUUAGAUGAAAAAAAAUUUAUUCGAAUAUAAUUAGAUCAAAAGCAUCCUUAAUCUAACAUUUAUCUUACAACUAAAGAUUUUUUAAAAUGUAAAGAUCAAAGCAGAAAGAAAUAGAAGCUUGAUUAAUUAGCAUUAAUGGAUAUAGUUGCUAUAAUUAAUUUAGAAGAUCAAGAAGUGCUCUAUUAGGAAAUUCCCUAAUUAAAUCCAACAAUUGUUUAAGAGUGUCUGAAACAACCCUAUUUAGAAAAUUAAGGAGCUGUAAAAUUAAUUGAUGUAUUUCUCUAUUUUUUAUAUUAGGAUGUAAUUAAAGUCUAAUAAAAAUCAGUGGCCAUAUUUUGUGAUGGCACUUAUAAUAAAUCUCACUUAUUACUUAUUUGUUUUUUAAUUUAUGAUCGAUUUAAACUAUUGACAGAUAUAAAGAAAAUAGAUUGUCUUUAGAAUUAAUUAUGCGAAAUUAAUUUUGAGAAUAGGGAGAUCGCACUAAAAGAAAAUAACAUGCAAGUGAAAAAAGAGUUUUAUGGAUAUUCUUCAAAUUUGAAUUACAGUUUUUAAACUACAUUAUUACAAAUUUAAGAAGCAGAAAAAUUUUAGCAAACAUAAAUCUCUAGUGUCAAAACCUUCACUAAUGAAAAAAAAUAUUUAUAAUAUUUUUUUAAAAUAGAUAAUCUAAACUCAAAAGUCCCUUUUAAUUAAUAAUAAAUAUCAAUAAUAGGUAAUUCAUUUGUAACUUCAUAGAUUUAAAAUCAAAAUAUUAUGAAAACUUAUAAGAUAUAAAGGCUGCAUAAUAAAAUGAUGUGUGCAGUUUUAUAGUGUUAAAAAGGCCAUGA